This is a messenger RNA of Chinchilla lanigera (long-tailed chinchilla), 2416 nucleotides long. Its product is annotated as zinc finger protein 709-like. Gene Ontology annotation, biological process: negative regulation of transcription by RNA polymerase II. The coding region runs from base 129 to 2054 and encodes 641 amino acids. The transcript is spliced from 4 exons. The record is from RefSeq and is a predicted model, not a curated record. Gene Ontology annotation, molecular function: DNA-binding transcription repressor activity, RNA polymerase II-specific. Lineage: Eukaryota; Metazoa; Chordata; Mammalia; Rodentia; Chinchillidae.
CAUGGCGCUAGAGUGUAACCUGUGAGUGCGUUCCAGAGAGGACCCAGCUGAUUAGAUCGCCUUUUUCUGUAACUUCUACUGGCAGCGAGCUACAUUGGAAGGAUCCUGGGAGACCUUCAAGCCACGCAAUGGAGGCACUGACCUUUGAGGAUGUAGCUGUAAAUUUCACCACAGAGGAGUGGGCUCUGCUGAAUCCAUCCCAAAAGAAGCUCUACAGAGAUGUGAUGUGGGAAACACUUACGAAUAUGACUGCAAUAGGAAGGACCUGGGACAACCAGCAAGUUGAAGAAUAUAAAAAUUGCUCAAGAAAUCUAAGUAAUAAAGAGGUAGCAAUAUGGUAUCAAGACAAACCUUGGACUCAACAUGAAAAAAUAUUCCUUUGGACCCCAGAUGCUGAUGUGAACAUGCAACAAGGUACUUUAAAGCCAGCUGAAAGCCUUGCUUGUCGAAAGCCUCUGAUUGAGCAUUUAUCACUAAAUGUGCCCAUUUUACCUCACAAUGAACUAAAGCCACAUGAGUAUUUGGGAUUUGAUGAAAAGCUGAGUAAAUGUAAUGAACAUGCAAAAACCUGCAGUGAUCUCCAAUCCUUUCAAAAGCAUGCAAGGACAAAGACUGGAGAAACACCCUAUCAACAUGAGCAAUGUGGAAAAGCCUACUCUGAACAUAGUAAAAAAACUCACCCUGGAGAGAAGACCAUAGUAGGUAAGAAAAAUGUGAAAGCCUUCAGGACCCCCGGUGGUAAUCAAAUCCAUGAAAGAAUUCACACUGGGAGGAAACCAUAUGUAUGCAAGCGAUGUGGGAAAACCUUCAGUACACAAAGUUGUUGUAAAACUCAUGAAAGAGUUCACAUGGAGCAGAAACCCUAUGCAUGUAAGCAGUGUGGAAAGGGAUUUGUUGAUAAGUCUGCAUUUUAUAGACAUAGAAGAACCCACACUGGUGAGAAACCAUAUGCAUGUAAGCAAUGUGGGAAAGCAUUCAGCAGAUACAGUUAUUGUAAAAUACAUGAAAGAAGUCACUCUGGAGAAAAACCGUAUGUAUGUGAGCAUUGUGGAAAAGCAUUCACUACACAGAUGUGUUAUAAAAUACAUGAAAGGUAUCACACUGGAGAGAAACCUUAUGCAUGUAAGCAAUGUGGAAAAGCAUUCACCAUACAGAGUAGCUGUAAAAUACAUGAAAGAAUUCACACUGGAGAGAAACCGUAUGCUUGUAAGCAAUGUGGGAAAGCAUUCAGCAGACAUAGUAAUUGUAAAAUACAUGAAAGAAUUCACACUGGGGAGAAACCCUAUGUAUGUAAGCAGUGUGGGAAAGCAUUCAGUGUACACAGUACCUGUCAACGCCAUGAAAGAAUUCACACUGGGGAGAAACCCUAUAUAUGUAAGCAAUGUGGAAAAGCAUUCAGUGUACACAGUUACUGCCAAAGACAUGAAAGAACUCACACUGGGGAGAAACCUUAUGUAUGUAAACAAUGUGGAAAAGCAUUCACUACACACCGUUAUUGUCAGAUACAUGAAAGAAAUCACACUGGGGAGAAACCUUAUGUGUGCAAGCAAUGUGGAAAAGCAUUCACUACAAAGAGUUAUUAUAAAAUACAUGAAAAAAGCCACACAGGGGAGAAACCUUAUGUUUGCAAACAAUGUGGGAAGGGAUUCCCUACACACCAGUAUUGUCAAAUACAUGAAAAAACUCACACUGGGGAGAAACCUUUUGUGUGCAAGGAAUGUGGAAAGGCAUUCACUACACAGAAAUACUGUCAGAUACAUGAAAGAACUCACACUGGAGAGAAACCUUAUGUGUGCAAGGAAUGUGGAAAAUCUUUCACUACAAAGAGUUCUUAUAACAUACAUGAAAAAAGUCACACAGGGGAGAAACCUUAUGUUUGCAAGCAAUGUGGUAAAGCAUUCACUACACACAAAUAUUGUCAAAGGCAUGAAAGAACUCACACAGGUGAGAAGCCCUAUGCAUGUGAACCAUGUGGCAAAAGAUUUGCCAGUAAGUCCUCAUAUUAUAUACAUAGAUCUCACACUGGGGAGGAACCCUUUGUAUAUAAGCAAUAAGGGGAAAGCAUUCAAUGAACACAGUUUUUCUCUAUUCCCCUACCUUCCUUCAAUCCCUCCCGAUUUACAAAUCUUUGUUUCCAUUUUUUUUCUAGCCUUCCCUCCACCCCCACUCCCCUUGUUGAACCGUUUUUAUCAACUACAUGAAAGAAGUCACACUGGGGAGAAACCCUGUAUGUAAGCCUAUUUUGAGAAUCCUGUAAAAAUUUCUCAGAUAGUGGAGACCUGAAUAAAUUAAAUGAAAAUUUUGGUGUUAAUAUUUCUUUAUAAAUUUUUCAGAAAAAACACUCCCAGAUGGAGAUAUCCUAGAAGGUAUUCCCUCUGUGUUUUUCAAUAAAUCACUUGUAAAUAUCUGAAUUAUA